Amphimedon queenslandica is the source of this 2807-nucleotide messenger RNA. RefSeq lists its product as uncharacterized. NCBI's taxonomy places the organism in Eukaryota, Metazoa, Porifera, Demospongiae, Haplosclerida, Niphatidae. The transcript is spliced from 3 exons. Bases 55 to 2613 code for a protein of 852 amino acids. The record is from RefSeq and is a predicted model, not a curated record.
UUAUCGAAGCAUCGGAAGAGGUUGACCAGAAAUUUAUCGUCUGACCAGCUACGUAUGUUUGCAACUGAUCUUUCAGUAAUACUUCUUGAGUGUUAUUGGGAAAGAAAUUGCUGGAGGGACAUCAAGCAGCAAUUCAGUGAUCUUGUAGAGAGUCUUGCUUCAUAUUCUGACUAUUUAAUUGAUAAAAAUAAAAAGAUCAAAGCUAAUCAUAGGUCUCCGACUCCUGUGAGAGAUCUACCAGAACAUAUGCAUAUGAAAUUGAUUGAACCAACGGAAGAAGUCGCUACUUCACUUCAGCCUAUUGAUGAGUUACUUAAGAGCCUUGCAGUUUAUCAGUAUUUAUCGAUUACUCAUCUCUUGCCUCUGAACUCAUUAAGAAAGAAUCGAUUUUUAAACUUUAUGAUUUCAUCUGGCUUGUCUUCACUGUCCAUGCUUCUUAUCUAUAACCCUGGUGGAGGCAUCUGUAAUUUACAGUUUCUGUGGCGACUUCCUCAAGAAUCAGGUAUUGAUCGAAAUGUUUAUUUUGAGCGUAGUCAAUCUGUAGUCGAAAGAAUUAAACCAGAACUGCCUGUUUUUCACUCAAGAGCCAUGAGAAGAGCUAUGUACGACAAGUUUGGUCGGAUUUCUCCCAAUGUAAAGCCUCAUAUAUUGCGAUACUUUUAUAAAGAAUUGACUGGUGAUGACUCUGCCUCUUCCACUACUGAGGAAGCAGAACUAGACAAGAGAAUCCAAGAGCUAGUUGACAUGGAGGAUCCUGAUAUUCUAACAGACCUUCGUUGCCAUAAUGGGAAUAAAGAGAGUCAAUUUAAUGUUUUUUGGGAUUACUGUGAACGGUUUCUUAAUGAAAAUGUGUCGGUUGCAGUUGAUGAUCGUCGUCAUGGACAGAUUACCCACCUUGCUAGAGCUAUUUCUCUUCGGGAUUUUCGUGAUCAAGUAAAAUCUCUUUGUCCAGAGAACACCCCCAUACCAUCAUUGGAGUGGUUGCGCUUACAGUUUUGGCCCAAGACUGCAGCAGCUAGAAGCUCACUUCAUUAUACUGGCAAAUUUAAAGUAAAGUUCAUGGUACAGCAGCGUCAGUGGAGACACGAUCAUCCUGAUCAACACUAUGCUGCAGCAUGCUACAGGUAUAUGAGAGAAUACUCUAUAACUCUGCGGGAUAUUUGUGCAUUUGUUAGUCUUGACGACAAACAUAAGGUUAAAAUUGGAGAACCUAAUUACCCAGUAGCAGCUGCUGAGCGAGGAAAAAGAGUAAUUGUUAGAAGUGAUGAAGUGCUAAGUGUUGGCGACCAUGAUUUUACCAAGUUUUCGUUGGUGCCAUCUGUUAUUUUCAUUUUGAAUAUUCCUGAGCAGAUAUCAGAUUCGUGGUAUUCAGGCUCCGUAUAUGUUGGUGUAAAAGACUUAAUAUUUGAGCCUUCUUCACCUUUCAGGCACCAUACCGAGUUGUUUUCUGUAUUGAAGCAAAUAUCAUUUGAUAAACCAGUUUUGUUCGUGUAUUCUGAUGGAGGUCCAGAUCAUCGUCUAACUUACUUAUCUGUACAGCUGUCUCUCAUUGCUCUCUUUUUAAAUCUGGAUCUAGACUACCUUUGCGUAGGGCGCACUGCCCCUUAUCACUCGUGGCGCAACCCCGUUGAGAGAAUUAUGUCCAUAAUCAAUUUGGGACUACAAUGUGUAGGAUUGGCAAGGUCUAAAAUGUCAGAUGAAUUUGAAAAGGAAGUGUCUAAAUGUAGUAGUCUGACUGAUUUAAGACAGCGUUUAUUUGAGAGGAAGGAAGAUGUCAAGCAAUCUUUGUCACCUGUCAAAAGUACUCUACAUUCAUUAUUUACACGUUUAAUGCUUCAUGACGAAGCUUUUCAAGUUUAUGAGUCAGCAUCUGAGAGAGAAAUAAGUGAAUUCUGGACUUGUCUUUUUGCAUUGGAUUCUACAAUAGAGGAAGGAUCCAUAUUUCGGAAGGAGACCAUUAACCAACAUCCAAGUAUAUGUGAUUUCCUGAGGCACUGCUGUCAAGCUAGCCAUUAUACCUUCGAUAUUCUCAAAUGUGGAAACUUGGAAUGUACUAUUUGUAAGCCACCACGUUUGCCACGAGCAACUUUUAAUGAUUUAAAGCAUAUUCCUCACCCUACUCCAAUGGAUGAUGACCACUAUUAUCCAUUCUCUGAGGCAUUUAAUAUGGUCACUACUGAAGAACAUCGUCCUACUUUUAAAAGUCUAAAGCAAAUAAAGAAGAAACAUAAGCUUCAUUUUUAUGCAACCAUACAGCAUGUUAAGAAUGCAAAUUUAAUGGUACAGUGUAGUGAAUGCAAUAUGUGGAGACUAGUAUUUUCUCGCUAUAAGAUGUCUUCUGCUGAUCGUGCAAAUUUAGAGUUAAUCCUCAAUGAGAAUGAUUAUUCCUGUGGUGCUGCAUUGAGUGACCUAGAGUUACCUGAAGUAUAUAAGAAUGUCGAAAUACGAGACCAUGAUUGCAAUGACCCAAUAGAACGGUUGUAUUACUCAGCAAAGAACACUCCUAUUUGUGUUUAUUGUGCCACAGAACAACCGUUUACAAAGGAAAAUGAGUAUCCAAUGUGUGAUAAUUGUAGUCAUAAGCCAGCUAUACUUGUAAAGGCAGGACGUUAAUUUUUUGUGAAAUAGUUUGUCAAAUUAUUAUUGUAUUCUUUUCAUGCUUUUGUCCUCCUCUUCUAGUUUUUUCAUCUCUUUUUUUCCUUAUUACUAUUGCUUAUAAUGGCAAAUUAUUGAUCUUUUUGUUUAAACUGUUUUGUAAUGAUCAAACAAUGAGAAAAGAAUAUAUUUGAACAAUAAUCAAAAAUUAA